ACUGAAAUGGGGAUUCUUAGGGGUGGAUAUAAAUUGUGGAACGUACAUGCUUCGGAACACAAAAUCUGCGAUCGUGAAAGGAAAGGUGACCGAAGAACAAGUAGACCAAGCUCUGCUUAAUCUCUUUGCAGUUCAACUUCGUCUUGGACUUUUUGACGGAGAUCCAAGAGAAGGACUUUACGCGAAGUUAGGAUCAAAUGACAUUUGUAGCUCAGACCACAGAAAAUUGGCACUGGAGGCAGCAAGACAGGGCAUCGUGCUUCUGAAAAAUGAUCACAAGUUGUUGCCUUUGAAAAAAAACCAUGUUUCUUCUUUAGCAAUUGUUGGUCCAAUGGCGAAUAAUAUAAGCAAUAUGGGCGGCACUUAUACAGGGAAGCCGUGUCAACGAAAGACUCUGUUCACGGAACUUCUGAAGUAUGUAAAGAAGACAUCUUAUGUGUCUGGUUGCUCAGACGUGUCUUGUGAUUCUGAUAACGGAUUUGGAGAAGCUGUUGCCAUCGCUAAGGGAGCGGAUUUUGUCAUAGUAGUUGCAGGACUAGAUCUCUCUCAAGAAACCGAGGAUAAGGAUCGAGUUAGUCUUUCUUUGCCUGGUAAACAGAAAGAUCUUGUGUCUUCUGUUGCAGCAGCGAGCAAAAAACCGGUGAUUCUUGUUCUAACUGGUGGAGGACCAGUGGAUGUAACGUUUGCUAAAACAGACCCGAGAAUCGGAAGCAUCAUCUGGAUUGGUUAUCCAGGUGAAACCGGUGGACAAGCACUUGCUGAAAUUAUAUUUGGAGACUUCAAUCCAGGUGGGAAAUUACCGAUGACAUGGUAUCCGGAGUCAUUCACAGAUGUGGCAAUGUCGGAUAUGCAUAUGAGAGCCGAUUCAUCUCGUGGAUAUCCAGGAAGAACAUACAGAUUCUAUACCGGACCUCAAGUAUACAGUUUUGGAACGGGUUUAAGCUACACGAAAUUCGAUUACAAGAUCACAUCAGCACCAACCAGACUUAGCUUAUCAGAACUAUUACCACAGCAGUCUUCUCACAAGAAACUACUACAACAACACGGAGAAGAACAGCUCCGUUACUUACAGCUAGAUGAUGCCAUGGUUAACUCUUGCGAAACUCUGCGGUUUAAUGUUCAGGUUAACGUGAGCAAUGCAGGAGAAAUCGACGGUAGUCAUGUUCUGAUGAUGUUUUCGAAAAUGCCACCGGUUAUAUCUGGCGUUCCGGAGAAACAGCUGAUUGGUUUCGAUCGUGUUCAUGUUCGUUCCAAUGAGGUGAUCGAAACAGUGUUCAUGAUCGAUCCUUGCAAGCAUCUAAUCGUUGCGAACGACGUGGGAAAGAGAGUGAUUCCUCUGGGGAUCCAUGUCUUGUUCUUGGGAGAUUUAUUACAGCAUUCUCUCUCUGUUGAACUCUAAAAAAAAAACUGUAAUCCGAAUGGAAAAAACAGAGCCAAUAAAACUGUUUCCUUCUAGAAAAAGAUUAAGUAAAAGCCACGUCAGAUAAAGGAGAGUGAGACGCACGCAGUAUUGAAAUCGCGUGUGGCCGCGUAGAGAUUUGUUCUACAGAGAAAGGUGAGCUGUCGUGGGUCCCACUUUUUUUCUGAGGAAAGGGUCCCCACAUCUGUUGUAGUGUUUGGGGAUAGACGCAACCUCAGCAUAACAUAACAUUUAUUAGUGUUAUUUACGGUUAUGACCUCCCCCUC
Camelina sativa (false flax) is the source of this 1686-nucleotide messenger RNA. The record is from RefSeq and is a predicted model, not a curated record. Lineage: Eukaryota; Viridiplantae; Streptophyta; Magnoliopsida; Brassicales; Brassicaceae.